This is a messenger RNA of Fukomys damarensis (Damara mole-rat), 1842 nucleotides long. RefSeq names its product BAF chromatin remodeling complex subunit BCL7A (gene Bcl7a). Lineage: Eukaryota; Metazoa; Chordata; Mammalia; Rodentia; Bathyergidae. The record is from RefSeq and is a predicted model, not a curated record. The transcript is spliced from 6 exons. Bases 852 to 1469 code for a protein of 205 amino acids.
AGGCAGCCGCUUGUCGGAGCGUGUCGCCAGUGCUUCACAACCUAGUUUACACUUCAUUCUUUGUUAAAAAGCACACAAAGAAAAACAAACUUUAUGAAUCAAUUUUGCAGCUGCGAGGGGCCUAGGAGAUGUAGUGGCAGACAGAAAGUUCCUGGGAAAUUUUAGGAGCAGUGCUCUCCCAUGACUCGUUCUCUUCAGAAGACAGAAUUUGGGCUGGGAUUUAGCUCAGUGGUGCUACCGCCUGCAUCGCAAGAACAAGGUCCCAAGUUCGAUCCUGGUACCAGAAAGAAAAAGAAAAUAACAGAAUUAGACAGAAGCGGGACAUGAACAGGGGCGCCUUUCGAUUCCGUCCUUCUCCAGGGCAGCCAUCGCCCCUAUGGGAGGCCCCCUCCUGCAGGCCGUGUGUUGCUCCCCUGCAAGACAAGGGCCCUGCAUGUCCUGCACCCCUGCUGGGACCAGGCCCAGCCUCAGCCUGUGACACCCAGAUAGGAUGACGGAUGAGGUCGGACGUCAGUGCUCUGGUCCAGGAUGGGAUGGGGUCAGCAGAGAGCACAGGCGCCUCAGCAGCCGGGAUGGUAAAGCUGUGAGGGCAGAAAGGAAGGACCAAGAGGAGAAGACAGAGUUUAUGCUUGGAGACGCAGGGACAAAGCAGGACGCAGUGUGCAUGCCUGGGAUCCCGGCAAUCAGGAGGCUGAGGCAGGAGGAUUGCCACGAAUUCAAGGCCAGCCUGCCACAGCCCUGCUCCUGCUUGGGAUGUGGCUGAGCCUUUAUCCUCCUUUUCCUCCUGGAACAACUUGUGAAGGGGUUGUGAAGAAGAGACAGCAGUGCAUCCCUGGCACAGUGGACUCCUAAUGUGGGGAACCGUGCAGACGAGCCUCCCUCAGCCCCGGCUUUGGCCCUCACACCUGCCCACAGCAGGGGCUGUGUCAGUCAGGGAGAAGAAAUGGGUCACGGUUGGCGACACGUCGCUGCGAAUCUACAAGUGGGUCCCUGUGACAGAGCCGAAGGUGGAUGAUAAAAACAAGAAUAAGAAGAAGGGCAAGGAUGAGAAGUACGGCUCGGAGGUGACCACUCCAGAGAACAGCUCCUCCCCAGGGAUGAUGGACAUGCACGAUGACAACAGCAACCAGAGCUCCAUAGCGGACGCCUCCCCCAUCAAGCAGGAGAACAGCAGCAACUGCAGCCCAGCCCCGGAGCCCAGCGGGGCCCUGCCCGGUGACUGCGAGGCCAAGGCAGGCGAGGCGCAGGCAGAUGGCAAGGAGCACCCAGGGGCGGAAGACACUGCUGAUGAGCAGAACUCACAGUCAUCGAUGGAAAACUCAAAUGGUUCGGAGAAAGUGGAGCGGCAGCCGUCUGCAGAGUCGGGGCUGGCCACCGAGUCGACCGCAAACUCUCAGGACCCGGAAGGAGCACCACCCUCCAAGAAGCUGAAGCUGGAGGCCUCGCAGCAGAACCCCGAGGAGAUGUAGGCGCCAGCUCGGUCUCCAGCCGUGUGUCCUGGCAGGGCACCGCAGGCUGCAUCCUGGACCACGCGGCCCAGGCGGUGCCCUCAGGUGCGGACAGACCACUCAGUUUCCAGUUUACCAAGUCGAAUCCAAGGACACCUGGCCCAGCGUGACUUCUCAGACACUGAAGACCUCUGCCACGAAGCGAGACCCUCGAACCUUGAAGCAACUGUCCUCGGGGAGGCGAGCGAUAGCUCAGGAGUCUGCACACUGUCCUGGGAGCCAAGAUGACAUUUGUGUUGCUGCUGUGUCCCCCUCUGUCUCACGAUUCGAGCUACGGGAGGGUGGCGCCCAUCAGGAGCCACUUCCUGUCGGGGCUUUUCACUGUUUCACGAUC